This is a messenger RNA of Camponotus floridanus (Florida carpenter ant), 834 nucleotides long. RefSeq names its product mitochondrial fission 1 protein (gene Fis1). The record is from RefSeq and is a predicted model, not a curated record. The transcript has 4 exons. Bases 209 to 658 code for a protein of 149 amino acids. Gene Ontology annotation, molecular function: protein binding. Gene Ontology annotation, cellular component: peroxisomal membrane; mitochondrial outer membrane. Gene Ontology annotation, biological process: peroxisome fission; mitochondrial fragmentation involved in apoptotic process; autophagy of mitochondrion. Lineage: Eukaryota; Metazoa; Arthropoda; Insecta; Hymenoptera; Formicidae.
UAUUUAGAUAGUUUACCGUCUCUCGUUCUUAAUAUGUCAAACGUCAUUUUAUAAUGUACCUAUAAUCAUUUAAAAAACUAAUUCCCGAUUAUAUAAAACAUAUACAUUUGUAGAGAGUAUAGUGUGUAUAAUCUUUUUUUUUUCACUAUUUUCUUUCAAUGCAAUAGUGAAGUGCUCUUUAUGCUUUGUGUCUUUCGUGUUGGGAAAGAUGGAAGACGUUUUAAAUGAUGUUGUUUCUUCUGAAGAUUUAAAGAAAUUUGAAAGUGUAUAUCAUGAGCAAUUGCGUGCAUCACAUGUUACACAAAAAGCACAAUUUGAAUAUGCCUGGUGCCUUGUAAGAAGCAAAUAUUCUGCCGAUAUUAGAAAAGGAAUACUAUUAUUAGAAGAUCUCUAUAAUAAUUAUGAUACAGAAAAACGUGAUUGUCUGUAUUACUUAGCUAUUGGAAAUGCCAGAAUAAAGGAAUAUUCAAAAGCACUAUCAUAUGUGAGGUCAUUCCUUCAGAUUGAACCUGCAAAUGUGCAAGUACAACAACUGGAAACAUUGAUAAAAAAGAAGAUGGAAAAAGAGGGCCUCGUGGGUAUGGCUGUCGCGGGAGGUGUUAUUAUUGGUAUUGCAAGUAUUCUGGGCCUGGGCAUUGCAAUGGCCAAAAAAAAUUAGUUAUUUGCGAAAGAAAAUUGAUCAUAAAAUAUAAUUGCGAUGUAGCUUAUCUGCACAAAACAUACACAUUGUCUCAUAAUUGCUACGUGAGAUACUGUUUUGAAUAGAAAGAGAAAAAUAUAUCAAAAAAAUCAUGACCAAAAAAAAUUACGUAAUUUGUAAUAUCACAUUUUUAU